AUGGUUUCAAAAUCUCAAAGUAAGGAGGCUCAAGCGUCAAAAGGUCAAGGCAAGGACAUUGCUGUUUCAAAGGCACAAAUGGGUGAAUCCAAAUAUGUUCCAAGCAAUCCCGCAAAGAAGAUGAAAUUUUCUUCAUCCUCCGAGAAAGACCCAAGCUCUACGAUAUUUGAUGCAAUGACGAAAUCGACUUGCGGUAUCAACACAAUGAGCCAUGUUGUGAAGAGGAAAAUCCAGAAGAUUAAGCAUGUGGUUGAGUACAAUAAAAGUGGCAGACCACAUGGCAAGGCUGCUAUUGAGAUGCAGAGUUACAUUGGUGUUUUGGCACGCACCAGAAUCCCUCUUGUGGACAAGAAAUGGACUCAAUUGCCCAAGGACCUGAAGGAGCAGAUUUGGGAAGUUGUUCAAAUGGCUUAUGUUGUUGGGGAAGGGGGCAAGAAGAUGGUGCUGUCGUCUGCCGCCAAAAAAUGGAAGGAUUUUAAAUCUACCUUAACUAGGCAGUUUAUCCUUCCAUUCGCAAACGAAAAGGAGAAGUUAAAAGAGUCCCCUCAGCUUUAUAACUUCAUAAAGAAAUCGCAAUGGGAUGCCUUUGUAGCUUCAAGGUUAUCCCCAGAUUUUGAGGCUGUGCAUUCUGAGCAGUCACAAAGAAGGGAGAAAUGCGAGUACAACCAUAGGUUGUCUCGAAAAGGGUACGUUGGUUUGGAGGAUCAAUUGGAAGAAACCAUGCCUAGUGAAGAAAUUGAUCGAUCUCUGCUAUGGAAGAAGGUAAGAGAAGAUAAACAGGGAAACAUCCCUGAUCCAAAGGUUGCAGAGAAGGCAAAAUUAAUCGAUGAUUUGAAAAAACAAGUCUCCGAGGGCACUCUGACUGUCUUUGAGAGCAACGAUGUUUUGACCUUGGCUUUGGGAACCCCUGAGCAUGGUGGGAGAGUCAGAGGUGUUGGAGCUGGGGUUUCCCCAACUUAA
Prunus mume (Japanese apricot) is the source of this 960-nucleotide messenger RNA. The record is from RefSeq and is a predicted model, not a curated record. NCBI's taxonomy places the organism in Eukaryota, Viridiplantae, Streptophyta, Magnoliopsida, Rosales, Rosaceae.